CGAGGAGCAGAGCUACGCGGUCGACGCGGUGCUCGGCAACUCGCGGGGUGGCCACCUGCUGCUGCUGCUGGGUCCGCCCGGCACGGGCAAGUCCUUGGCCCUGGCCGAGGCGAUUUGCCAGUUGCUGCUCGAUCACGUCCGGGCGCUCUCGGCCGCCGCGGACGCCGAGGCGCCGCAGCCGCCGCCCGCGUCGCGCAUGCUGCUGUGCGCGCCGACGGAAAUCGCCUGCGACCUCCUGGUCGAGACGGUCCACCGGCGGCUGCAGCCCAGGGACGGGGGCGGCGUGACCCCCGUCGGCAUGCUGCUGCGCUUCAACGAGCCCAGGCGUCCUCUGCAGCAGAUCGUGGCGCGGGGCGACGUGCUCCCGUACUGCUGCAUCAACCAGCAGACAGGCUGCUUCCAGUACCCUGACGUGGACGAGGUGAGCGCAGCCAGGUGGAGAGCGCCGCAGUCAUCGUCUGCACGCUGCGGGCGGCCUGGGGCCUGCGCGGCGUGCUGGGCAGCGCGGGCAGGGACAUCGCCUUCGACUACGUCCUCAUCGCGAAAAAGGAAAGCCGCAUAGGCAUGAGCAUUCGGCGCUCCACGAGGCUCUGUUGGAUCUGCGUCAGACCCCCCUGGCGUCGCGUCUGGCGCCGAUCCAAGGUAUCCCCAGACCUCCGGCUGCUCCAAUCUUGUCGGUGCGCGGGCCCCAAAGGUCUGGACCCCUUCCCCGGGGCCAGUUCUUC
Messenger RNA from Prorocentrum cordatum, 725 nucleotides. The record is from the annotation of a GenBank genome assembly. NCBI's taxonomy places the organism in Eukaryota, Dinophyceae, Prorocentrales, Prorocentraceae.